AUGAAGCUGGCCGGACGAAAUGUCCAAGUGGUGCCGAUUGCUAUUGCGCUGGUAUUGCUAUGGAUCCUAUAUCGUACUGUUCUUUGGCUCAGGUUCCAUCGAAAGUACAAAUUUCCUAAUCUCGUGCCCGGUGUGCCCCUGUUCGGGAACAUGCUGCAGAUCCCAACCGAUACAGCUGGGCGGCGUCUGUAUCUCCAUAAACUGGCUAGGAAACAUGGCGAAAUGUUCACUCUCAAGGUAGGCUCCAAUUACUGGAUAUUCAUGAACUCUCAGCGCGUCGCCAAUGAGCUGCUCGACAAGCGCGGAGCACGCUACAUCUCACGGCAGAAUCUGCCCAUGCCCGGAGACGUUGCCUCUGGCGGAAAGCGCGUCGUCUUCAUGCCAUACGGCAACCUCUGGAAGUGGGAGCGCAAGCUCAUACACGAGAUCAUCGGCCCCGGAAACCGCAACGUCUUUGCCCCUCUCCAGGACGUCGAGUCACGAACACUAUUAUACGACUACCUCACAGAGCCUGAUCUGUGGAAUCAGGCAAACGCCCGAUAUGCCAGCUCCCUUAUAAUGAGCAUGGUGUUUGGGCGGAGGACAAAAAUGGGAGACCCCAACGUUGACAGGAUCAUUGAGACGAAUAACGAGAUCAUGAAGAUGUUUGAACCUGGCUCCAGCUUGAUCGAUUCAUUUCCCUUCUUGGCAUACAUUCCUCUCCCAAAAGCUAUUCAGCCAUGGAGGUGGUGGGGCGACAGUGUCUUUGAACAAUCCAAGAAAAACUUUUCUGAAGAGUUUGAAGGACUUGCCGCGCGAGAACAGCAAGGAAAGAACGUAACGUGCUUUGUUUCAGAGUUCAAAAGGCUUGGAAGAGAUAAGGUACUUGACUAUGAGUCAACUGUCUUCCUCGCUGGAUCUCUCAUUGAAGCGGGAUCUGAUACCACGCGUGUGGCUUUGAACCAACUUGUGGCUGGGGCAGCGCUGUUUCCCGACUUUGUACAGCGUGCGCGUCAGGACUUGGACAAUAUAUGUGGUGCAGAUGCGCAGAGACUUCCGGUCGCGAGCGACAUCGCAAGUUUGCCCUACAUCAAAGCCAUCGGCAAGGAAGUUCUUCGAUGGAACAUUUCGUUUCCAGAAAUUGCACAUUCCUUAAUUGAGGAUGACUCUUUCGAAGGAUACAACAUUCCAGCAGGAACCAAUGUCAUCUGGAAUAGCUGGGGUGUUCACAUGGACGCUUCUGAGUACGAAAAUCCGGAAACAUUCUUGCCAGAGAGAUUUAUGAACGAGGACCUUGACAAGCCCAUCAAGGGACAUUUGGCAUUUGGAGCAGGUCGCCGAGUAUGUCCCGGAUGGGUCAUCGCUAGUAACAGCCUCCACCUACUGAUUGCGCGUGUACUGUACUGCUUUGACUUCCACCAAGUUCCAGGGCAUCCAAUUCCAGUUGGGAAGCCGUUCGAGAUCGGAACAGAGAAGCCCUAUGAGGUUAGAAUUAGUGUUCGUAGUGCGGCUCAUACGGCAUUGAUCAAGGCGGAUUGUGCAGAGGCAGCAAGCUUUUGA
Messenger RNA from Fusarium odoratissimum NRRL 54006, 1539 nucleotides. RefSeq lists its product as uncharacterized. The transcript is spliced from 5 exons. The record is from RefSeq and is a predicted model, not a curated record. Lineage: Eukaryota; Fungi; Ascomycota; Sordariomycetes; Hypocreales; Nectriaceae. Gene Ontology annotation, molecular function: oxidoreductase activity, acting on paired donors, with incorporation or reduction of molecular oxygen; iron ion binding; monooxygenase activity. Bases 1 to 1539 code for a protein of 512 amino acids.